AGCUCCUGAAGCGCUCUGCUUGCUCCUGUAGCCAACACGCAGUAGUUAGCUGAGCAGGGAUCGCUACUGGACACGUACAGUGCAGCACGAACUGACCGCAUAUCGAUUUCUAGCGGUAAAAGCGGACGCGCAGCCUUUGUAGAGAGAGCACUCUCGCAGAGCGCGGCAAGCCAUCGCAGCGGUGUGCCAUCGAUCGAUGCGACGCAUCCGCAGCACGCUCCUCAUGGCCUCGCAGCAUCUCAGCAGCGCCGUGCAGUGGUCCACGGCACAAAAGGCCGUCCAGAGGCUCGUGCCGCCCCUCAGCUUUGACAGCCGCAAGGGCCAGAACGGCCGCAUCGGGGUAUUAGGAGGCAGCUACGAGUACACGGGCGCGCCGUAUUAUGCCGCCCAGUCGGCCCUGCAGGCGGGCGCCGACCUCGCGUACGUCUUCUGCGCGGACGGCGCGGCGCCGGCCAUCAAAUCCUACUCGCCGGAGCUGAUCGUUUUACCUUGCUAUAAAACUGCCAAUAUGCACGACCAGCAGGCAACAUCAAUGGCGAUGCAGGAGGUCCGGCCGUGGCUUGCGAGGUUGGAUUGUUGCGUGAUUGGGCCUGGGCUCGGGCGGGACGAAGGUGUUUUGAAAGGAGUCGCCGACAUUAUGAAUGCCGCGGAGGUCCGAUCCACAUCUACGAUCGUCGACGCCGACGGCCUGUUCCUCGUGGCGCAGAAUCCGGAAUUAGUAGAGGGCCGCACCGACUGCGUGCUCACGCCGAACAGGCGAGAACUAGAACGCCUCGCGGCGCGUUUGAACGUUGCGGCGGAGGCGGCCGACGUCGCGGCGCAGGUCGCCCGGAAACUGGGCAACGUCGUCGUCGUCGCCAAGGGGCAGCGCGACGUGAUCACCGACGGCACCGACGUUCUGGUUUGCGACGAGCCCGGCGCGCCGAAGCGCUGCGGCGGCCUCGGCGACGUCCUCUGCGGCGCGCUCGCGCCGCUGGCGGCGCAGGCGGCGCGCGCCGAUCAGAGCGACGCGGCGUUUGUUGGAAGACGGCCGCUCCUCUGGGCGUGCUACGGCGCGUGCGUCGCGAGCCGGCGCGCCGCGGCCGCGGCCUUCGCGCGCAAGAGGCGCGCGAUGACGGCGCCCGACGCGCUCGCGGAAAUUGGAGGUGCGUGCGAGAGCGUCGCGCCGACUACUGUUGUUGAGCCGCCCUCUUAA
Pelagomonas calceolata is the source of this 1195-nucleotide messenger RNA. The record is from the annotation of a GenBank genome assembly. NCBI's taxonomy places the organism in Eukaryota, Pelagophyceae, Pelagomonadales, Pelagomonadaceae.